Messenger RNA from Misgurnus anguillicaudatus (oriental weatherfish), 1914 nucleotides. RefSeq names its product methyltransferase 16, N6-methyladenosine (gene mettl16). The record is from RefSeq and is a predicted model, not a curated record. Gene Ontology annotation, molecular function: 23S rRNA (adenine(1618)-N(6))-methyltransferase activity. Lineage: Eukaryota; Metazoa; Chordata; Actinopteri; Cypriniformes; Cobitidae. Gene Ontology annotation, cellular component: nucleus. Gene Ontology annotation, biological process: rRNA base methylation.
UUUGUGCGCCGGCGCACGUUUUGUGACUAAAGCGGAAGCAACAAUUGAACGUUGGGACAACGUGAUAUGUGUCUGACAGCAGAGUCUGCUGAACACUGAGAUACUAGUAAAGUUUUUACUCAUCGUCAUUCGUUUAAUUUAACGAUCUAUUAAAACGUGUAGUUGAAAGGAUGGCGCUGAAUAAAUCCAUGCAUCCCCGAAACCGUUAUAAGGAUAAACCUCCAGACUUUGUCUAUCUAGCCUCAAAAUAUCCAGAAUUUCAAAAGCACGUGGAAACUACGUUGACCGGGAGAGUGACGUUGAACUUCAAGGACCCAGAGGCGGUGCGAGCCCUCACCUGCAUGCUAAAAGAGGACUUCGGCUUGACCAUCGAGAUCCCUUUGGAACGGCUCAUUCCUACCGUCCCGCUCCGCCUUAACUAUCACUGGGUGGAGGACCUGAUUGGGGGCCAGGGGAACCCACGGAGAGGCAUCGACAUUGGUACCGGCGCCUCCUGUAUUUACCCCCUCUUGGGAGCCACUAUGAAUGGCUGGUUCUUCCUCGCCACAGAGGUAGAUGACAUCUGCUUUAAUUAUGCAAAGAAAAACGUUGAGCAAAACCACCUGGCUGAGCUCAUUAAAGUGGUGAAGGUGCCCCAGAAGACUCUGCUAAUGGAUGCACUAAAGGAAGAGUGCAUCGUCUAUGAUUUCUGCAUGUGCAACCCUCCUUUCUUCGCUAACCAGUUGGAAGCAAAGGGGGUGAAUUCGAGAAACUCCCGCAGACCUCCGCCCAGCUCCGUCAACACAGGGGGGGUGACCGAGAUCAUGGCUGAGGGUGGAGAAUUGGAGUUCGUGAAAAGGAUCAUCCAUGACAGUCUGCAGCUAAAGAAAAGACUUAGGUGGUACAGUUGCAUGCUGGGAAAGAAGUGCAGCCUGGCGCCUUUGAAAGACGAGCUGCGGAAACAAGGGGUGUCCAAAGUCACACAUACAGAGUUCUGUCAAGGUCGGACCAUGCGCUGGGCCCUGGCAUGGAGUUUCUAUGACGACGUACCUGUGCCUUCUCCCCCAUGUAAGAAGAGGAAACUGGAGAAGGCUCGUAAGCCCCUCACCUUCACUGUGCUGAAGCCCACUGUGGCAGAACUGCAGACCCAGGCAUCCAGUAUUGGCUGCACAGACCCCAGCCCCACAGAAAGUGUCUGUGCCUGGCUGGAAAAGAUAUUGACAGACCUGAAGGUGCUUCAUAAGCGUGUACCUUGCGGAGAGGCGGAGCUUAGCCUCUUCCUGACAGCGGUAGAGAACACCUGGGUCCAUGCACGGCAGAAGAGACGAGAACAGGGUCGGCACCUCCGGGAGCUCCCCAGAGCGCAACCUCCCUCCAGCAGGGAUACCACUGCUCCAUCUGCCUCCAGCACAGACACUCUGCCACCAACCCCAGAGGAAACAUCAGCAGAGAACAGCACUGAUCCUCAACACAGCAACGGGAAAGAAACUGAUGAACAGCACCAACCAGAGAAACAUGCUGACGUUCCAAUGGAAUCAACCUCCAAAGAGGAGGCGCCCAUUAGCUGUCCUCAAAACACUGAGGCGGUACAACAAUUCCUCUUUAAGUGCUUGGUGAACGUGAAGGUGGAGGAGAAUGAUGUGGUGGUGGAGAUGCAUUGGGUUGAGGGGCGAAAUAAAGAUCUGAUGAAUCAGCUCUGCACAUGCUUGAAGAACUCUCUCUUCAGACAGGUAGCCAAGCCCACCUAACCUCCCUAUGGGCUGUGUUCUGUUAAACCUUCACCACAUAUAACCCCAGCCAUUCUGCUGUGAACAAUAUUACUGCUAAAGCUGCUAAGUUCCAAAACCAACAGAUAUUUUUUUAUUUGCCACGAACAAUGCUGUUUUCAGCCAAGUUUAACAUUUUGCUACGUUUGUAAUAAACUUGUUUUAAGUA